Molecule: messenger RNA, 711 nt
Organism: Vicia faba (fava bean)
Lineage: Eukaryota; Viridiplantae; Streptophyta; Magnoliopsida; Fabales; Fabaceae
Source: the annotation of a GenBank genome assembly
AUGCUAAGCAAGGUGUUAAAGCCUCAUGUUGAUCAAUUCGGUGAAGGUAAUGAUGAUGAUAUCAAUGAUGACGAUGAUGAAGGCCUAAGGAAUACCAAUAAUGUUGGAAGUCAAGAUAUGGACUAUGAUAAUGAAGAAUUGGAAAGCUCAUACCCUGAUGAUAGUGGAAAUGAAAAAAAACAUAAAACUAAGUAUGAGAAGUUUAGAGAGGAGCUUCUGAACAAGGAAUUCCAAUUUAAACUAGGUGUGAAAUUUAAUUCUUUAUAUGAAUUAAAAGAUGCAAUUAGUGAGUGUGAUGUGUUUAUGGAAAAACUUAGUGAGUCUUUUAGUAGUAUAAUUUUACAAGAUAGGGGUAAACUAAUCCCCACAGUGUAUGAGUGGAUUAGGAACUAUUUAACGAAUAAGAGUAAUGAACUAGAUCCUAAUACAUUAAAAAUAAAGAAGAAAACACCAAGGAAGAAGGCUUCAUCAAGUGUUGCUAAAGUGGUGUCUAAAAUAAAUGCUAUUGAAGGUGUGUCUGAGGAAAAUGCCACUCAAUGUGUGUUUGAGGUUGAUGUGAUGAUUAAGAAGAUGAUGGAAGCUUUUGAAGAUGAAUUAUCCCAAGAUCCACAUUCUCAAGUGUGUAAUCCCACACCUAUUGUUGAACAAGCAGAGAAGACACAAGAAGAUGUUGAGAAGAACAAAAAACUUAAAAAGAAUAAACAUGUUUAG